AUGAUGAAGUGCCCCGCCGCAAUGACAGCUCGGAUCCUGAGUGUCGUUCUUUGCCUGGUCCCGCUAGUGUUGGGUCAGGAUGAUCAUUGGCCUCAAGGACAGUUGAACUGUGCGCAUGGCUUUCGUCAGUUUGAUCCGCUGACUCAAAAGAAGAUCUACCGAGUUGGAGUCCAUGCUCCGAACGGGCUGGAAACGGCACGCAAGGAGUUCAAUCUGACGUUCGAGACGUAUCUCACCCAUGCGGUGGGGCGCCGCUGGAUUCCUCCCAUUGAAUUCAAGAUGGUUCCCACCAUGGACCCUCUACGUGAUUGGGUCGACAAGAAUGCAGAUGUCGAUUUCAUGUACUCGGACACUGGAUUGUACUCGUGCAUUGGCACGGAAAUUGGGGGGCAGCCCCUCGGCACCACAAUCUCGCAUCUUACUGCCAGAGGAAGAAGCUACAACUUGGACAUGUUGGGAGGUGUGAUCCUGACGAGGGCCGAGAACAAGGCCAUAAACUCCAUUAAGGACAUCAAGAACAAGAUCAUUGCAGCAGUGUCGAUUUCAGACUUUGCUGGAGGUCAGGUGCAGUUUUAUGCAAUGUAUGAGAGCAACUUGAACUACAUUAUGGACCCAAAACAAGUCAUCUUCACAGAUAACGAAGAUGAGAUUGUCAAGGGUGUGCUCGAUGGACGCUGGGAUGUUGGCUUUGUGAGAACGGGGCAGGUUGAGAGAACAAGGGACAUCAACGGAACCUUUCUUGACCCCAACCUAUUCAAGGUCAUCGAGCCCAAGAUUUAUGUCAUGGACACGGGAGAUUUGUUCCCUUUCCUUCACUCUACCCCCGUCUUUCCCGAGUGGCCCCUGUUUGCCAAGCAGAAUGUGGACAGGAUGGUAUCGGAGGAGGUUGCAGUUGCCCUCAUCAACUUUGAGUACCACAAGGUGGUCGGUGAUGCCAUUCACGAUUGCAGGGAGGCAUUUUGCAAUACUAUGAUUGACCCAAAUUGCACAGUUCCGGAUAGGACUAUUUGCGACACGGCUCCUCCCGUGUACUUUGACCCUACGGCCAGAUGCGAUACCACGAGGGAACUGGCUGAAAUGGCGUACCAGGCCGGCGUAGCAGGUCGCCACAAUGGUUUCCGACCGGCACGAUCCCAUUUUGAGCUGCGGACUAUGCAACAGUCAGCUGGGUUCCUGAGGGAGAACGAGCAUGGUGACUGGCAAUGCUCGAGAGCCUCGACCCUGUAUGAGGGAAUUGUUUGCCCCCAUGGUUACUACAAGGUUAAAGAGCGCGACUUUCUCAAGCAGUGCAGCCAAUCGGGCUUGCCUUGCGGCAGCGGUCAUCAGUGUUACUGUCGACCAUGUGUUAAAGCCUACGAAGUGGAUGUCAUGCAGUGGCACAAUGGUACCAUCCACCAAGCAGGUUGCGACAAGAUGAGUUUGUGCGCAUCUGUCGAGCAGACGCGAGUUGCCACCUUCCGAGCCUAUGACAACCUCGAGCGAGAUGGUGCCAGGUUCACUGCCUUCAUGCAUGUCGGUCAUGAGUCCAAACCGCUGGACGUCCGAAAUGCCACUGGUACCAACUCGAGUUACGCCUACGAAUUCGAGUUCACCCAUGACGAGGUUGGAAUUGCGGUCUUGGAGGUCUUUGCAAAUGAGGAACAGAUCCCCGAAUCCCCAUUCAGAGUGCAAAUUGUUCCUCGGAACUGUGAAGCUGACUUUCCGGGUCAACGCAAAGUCUCGACAACAGUUGGCGACUGCGAAUGUGGUUCUGGUCACGUCGAAAUAAAUGGUGAUUGUAUGCCCACCACUAUCCUUGCAAUAAUUAUCUCCAGUGUCGGCUUGGUGAUUGCUUGUGAACUCCUCUACUGUUACUUGGGUUACAGAAAGGCGAAGAGCGAUGAGGUGUGGCAGGUCAAUACGGAGGAAUUGCACUUCAGUCAACCUCCCGAAGUCGUAGGCCAGGGUGCAUUCGGUGUUGUCCUGCUUGCAGAGUACCGGGGAACCAAGGUUGCCAUCAAGAGGAUUUUGCCCAACCGACAGCCGAAUGUAGCGAAAGCAAAAGGAUCGAAAGGAAAUCUAUCAAUAGAGUCACUGGCAGCUGGAAAGAUUUCUUCAAACAGCGAAGAUUCAGGGGACAUUGAGGCACCCCAUGACAACGCUAGUAACUCAAUGGACCCGAAUACGGACAGCGUUGGUUUCUCUCGCAGCGAUGACGACGAAGAUGAAACUGAUAGCGACCUGGACUUCUUGGGUCGAUUGAGUGCCGGGCGACGUCGCAGCAAGUGGGCCAAAUGGUUCCCUUGGCUUGAUCCUAAUGGAGAGGCUAGGUACAAUGCUAGUAUCCUUGGCUCUGCCUCAGGCUCGCACAAUUCUUCGUCGACAAAAACAGUGGUUGCUUUCUUCUGUCCUUGGCUUGACGAGCAUGCCCGUCGCAAGCAUGAAUUCGAACUUGAAAUGAGACUGCUUUCCAGGCUUCGCCAUCCUUGCAUCACAACCGUGAUGGGUGCAGUUAUGUCAAGGGGCUGUGAACCAAUGAUGGUGAUGGAAUACAUGGAGAACGGGUCUUUAUACGAUCUUUUACGAAACGACACAAUGUAUACGGGCGGUGAAGUUAUCAUGCAAAUAUGUCGUGAUGUUGCCCAGGGACUAAGGUUCUUGCAUGCAAGCAAACCCCCCAUCAUGCAUGGAGACAUGAAGGCCAAGAAUAUUCUGAUUGACUCCAGAUUCCGGGCUAAGGUUGCUGACUUUGGGCUGUCGACCAAGAAGAAGAACGGCUUGUCUGGAACGCCGUUUUGGAUGGCACCUGAGUACUUGCGCGGCAAAUCUGAGUACAAUCCUUCGUGCGAUAUCUACAGCUUCGGCAUUAUCAUGUACGAAAUCUAUGGCAGGAAGGACCCGUACGGUGGGGAGCAUCCGAGGAAGGUGUUGCGAAAGAUCUGUGACCCAAGGGUUAACAAGAGGCCCCCAGUGCCCAACACCUGUCCCGUAAAGAUGGCAGACAUUAUGCAAAAAUGUUGGAGUCCCGACCCUUUCUUCCGUCCUACCGCCAAGGACCUCGAUAUCCUGUUCCUUGACAUGGCCCCACGCGAGGCAGAACCCGUGAUUGAAGAGACAGCACGAGUAAGGACACAAGUCGCGACAGGAGAUAUGUUGUACCAGGUCUUUCCCCGAAAGGUCGCCGACAAGCUCAAGGCUGGUCAGAAAGUCGAACCCGAAACACACCCGACUGUGACCGUCUUCUUCUCUGACAUUGUCCAUUUCACGGACAUCUCACGUAUGUUGAGCCCGGUCAAGGUUUGCGCCAUGUUGGACCGACUUUAUCUUGCCUUUGACAAACUCGCUACGACCCACAACGUGUUCAAAGUAGAAACGAUCGGAGACGCAUGGAUGGGAGUCACAAAUCUGGAAAAUAACCAGGACGAUUCUCAUGUCAAGCAGAUCGCAGAGUUUGCCAUUGCAGCAGUUAAAGCAUCUGGCAGGGUUCUGAUCGACGAGGACGACCCUAAGAAGGGCUUCGUCCGCAUCCGCGCCGGUUUCCACUCGGGUCCUGUGGUGUCGAAUGUCAUUGGUUCACUCAAUCCUCGCUAUGGAUUGUUUGGUGAUACGGUGAACACCGCAUCUCGAAUGGAGAGCAACUCGUACAGUGGAAAGAUCCACUGUUCCGAUGCCUCGGCGGCACUCUUGAAAGACCAAGCACCGGAAAUUCCAUUGAUCCGCAGAGGAAAGAUUGCCGUGAAGGGGAAGGGUCAGAUGACCACCUACUGGGUGGCGGAAGGCUUGACCAAAGAAAACAAAAAGUCUGAUGAUGAUGACACCGAGAUCGAAACACUAUUCCAGGACGAUCAUCCCACCGUUGCGUUCAAGGAUGAUGUGGCGUACGCGACCUAA
Messenger RNA from Seminavis robusta, 3870 nucleotides. The record is from the annotation of a GenBank genome assembly. NCBI's taxonomy places the organism in Eukaryota, Bacillariophyta, Bacillariophyceae, Naviculales, Naviculaceae.